This is a messenger RNA of Cajanus cajan (pigeon pea), 2708 nucleotides long. The record is from RefSeq and is a predicted model, not a curated record. NCBI's taxonomy places the organism in Eukaryota, Viridiplantae, Streptophyta, Magnoliopsida, Fabales, Fabaceae.
UUGGUGUUUAAUUUUAACUCUUCAUGUUAUCUUUGUUGGGAUGUAUGCGUGCAGAACUCUUGUGAAAGUUGACAAAAAAUUCCUAAUUUGAUGUAUGGUUUAUCAAUAUGGUUUGAAUUUGAUAUUGUUGUUCAAUCAUGUUCAAAAAGAAAAGGAAAAAGAGAAUGGUGAAAUUGUUUUGAAUUUAAGGUGUUUGAUAAAUAGCAUAUCCUUCUUGUUCAAGUUCAACCGUGCCAAAUUUUCACACUUUACAUUGAUGCAAAAUGUUACCCAGGACUCCACUCUCAGGAAUGAAAAUGCCCCUUUGACGAAUGACUUGUUCUACCUUUGUUUAGCAUUGAAUUCAGAUUCUUUCUUUAGAGAUCUUGAAAAGACUAUUGGAUUCUAUUUUUCAUGUGGUUAUUCUUUUUGCUAGCAGAACCAGGGGUGGAAGUUGAAGUGUAGAACUGAUGGAACCCCAUAAUGAAGAGAUCCAUAACUGUUUGAUCAAGCUGAGAAGUAAUCCCCAACGGCGAAGGGAUAAGGUUUACAUUGGAUGUGGAGCGGGGUUUGGUGGUGACAGGCCUUUGGCUGCUCUUAAGUUGCUUCAAAGAGUUCCAGAACUAAAUUAUCUGGUUCUUGAAUGCCUGGCCGAGCGAACUCUCGCUGAUCGUUAUCAAAUCAUGAUGUCUGGUGGUGACGGCUAUGAUUCUCAGAUUUCUAACUGGAUGCAUACGCUGGUGCCUCUGGCUUUGGAAAGAGGAACUUGCAUAAUUACCAAUAUGGGUGCAAUGGAUCCUCUGGGUGCUCAACAGAAGGUCUUAGAAAUAGCCAACAGCCUGGGUCUUAAUGUUUCUAUUGCUGUUGCACACGAGGUGUCUGUCUCUAGUAUAGGUUCAGGAUUUUCACCAGCAAAAUCAUAUAUCAUGGAGGGUGGUAUCAGCACCUACUUGGGCGCUUCUCCUAUUGUUCGUUGUCUUGAAAAGUACCAACCAAAUGUAAUAAUUACUUCGAGAAUUGCAGACGCUGCUUUGUUCUUAGCACCUAUGGUUUAUGAGCUAGGAUGGAACUGGGAUGAAUUAGAACAUCUAGCUCAAGGAUCUCUGGCUGGCCAUCUUCUAGAGUGUGGUUGCCAACUCACAGGGGGAUACUUCAUGCAUCCAGGAGACAAGUACCGAGAUAUGUCCUUCCUGCAACUACUGGAUUUAUCACUUCCUUAUGCUGAAAUCUGUUUUGAUGGUCAAGUAUGUGUAGCAAAGGCUGAAGGCAGUGGGGGAGUUUUAAAUUUCAAUACCUGUGCUGAACAAUUACUCUAUGAGAUUGGAGACCCUGGGGCUUAUGUAACCCCUGAUUUGGUGAUUGAUUUCCAGGAUGUUUCUUUCCUUCCAUUAUCAAGCUCUAGAGUUCUUUGUUUUGGGGCAAAACCAUCCACUAUAUCAGUUCCUGAUAAACUUUUGCAGCUGGUUCCACAGGAUUGUGGAUGGAAAGGGUGGGGAGAGAUAUCUUAUGGGGGUUAUGAAUGUGUUAAACGUGCUAAAGCAGCAGAAUAUCUGGUUAGAUCAUGGAUGCAAGAAGUAUUUCCUGGUCUUAAUCACAGUAUACUUUCAUAUAUAAUUGGGUUUGAUAGCCUUAAAGCUACCAGAAGUAAUGGAAAUGACUGUAGUGAAGAUAUUCGGCUACGCAUGGAUGGACUUUUUGAGCAGAAGGAACAAGCCAUCCAAUUUACUAGAGAAUUUACAGCGUUGUAUACAAAUGGACCAGCUGGUGGUGGUGGUAUCAGUACUGGAUAUAAGAAGGAGACUCUUCUAGAAAAACAUUUGGUUAAGCGCGAAGAUGUUUUCUGGCGAACUGGGAUAAAGAGAAGCACAGGAAGUCUGUCUAAUAAAGUAGUUGAUCCUGAACACAAACUGAGGCACACAUUGAGAUUGCCACCGAAGCUACAAGACGACACUGACAAAUCCUCCUCAGAAUUUGUUUCCAUUGGUAGUAGUUGCCCUGCUCCAUCUGGACAGAGGAUUCCACUUUACAGUGUAGCACACAGCAGAGCUGGAGAUAAAGGAAAUGACAUAAAUUUUUCCCUCAUCCCACAUUUUCCGCCUGAUUAUGAGAGGUUAAAACUAAUUAUCACAUCUGAAUGGGUAAAAUCAGUGGCCUCCUGUCUAUUGGAUUUGUCCCUUUCUCCUGAUUUAGAUGCAAUAAAUCAAAGAGAUAAAUGGAUGAAUGAAAUUGUUAAAGUUGAGAUAUAUGAAGUCAAGGGAAUCCAGUCACUGAACAUUGUUGUCAAGAACAUCUUGGAUGGUGGUGUCAACUGUUCUAGAAGAAUUGAUCGGCAUGGAAAGACCAUUUCAGAUCUCAUACUGCGUCAACAAGUUGUGUUGCCUCCUUGAUUGUGUGAUUUACUACUCAUAUGGCAAUGUUCCCAUGAGUGGAAAUGAACUGAGCAUUGCAAAACUUAGAAUGAUAAAAAUUAUUGAAGCUUGGACUGAUCGCAUUAUCUUCGAUUGAAGCAGGACUCCUACACAGACUUCUGAUGAUAAUUAACAAAGGCUGUAGCCACAACAUCCCUUUAAAGAUUAUGGUGGGAAGCCUUAUAAACCUCACAUUAGGUGGUUCUGUUUCUUUGUAAUAUUCUGCAUAACUACCGACAACUAGAAAUUAUUAUUUAUAUGAAUUUUAAGAUAGUUAUUAUAAAAAGUCAACAAACUUAUAGUACAUAAUGGUUUGUGAUU